Poecilia reticulata (guppy) is the source of this 1578-nucleotide messenger RNA. RefSeq names its product NK3 homeobox 1 (gene nkx3-1). The record is from RefSeq and is a predicted model, not a curated record. Gene Ontology annotation, biological process: regulation of transcription by RNA polymerase II; cell differentiation. Gene Ontology annotation, cellular component: nucleus. Gene Ontology annotation, molecular function: RNA polymerase II cis-regulatory region sequence-specific DNA binding; DNA-binding transcription factor activity, RNA polymerase II-specific. NCBI's taxonomy places the organism in Eukaryota, Metazoa, Chordata, Actinopteri, Cyprinodontiformes, Poeciliidae.
CCUCUGUCUUCUGGUGCUGACAGGUCUCCCAUUUCUGGAGAUUACUGGAUGGAAAUGUCUGGUACGAUCAAACCUGUGACGUCGUUCCUCAUUGAGGACAUCCUGUCCAGUAAGGACUACAAGAGAGUGGACGGCAAAUGCAGCUCGCCAAGGAGGGAAAAAUGUUCCGACUGGAGAGAGGAGUCUGAAAAGUUGUCAACACACCUUUAUCCCGAGGAAUCCGCCUUUGGAAUGCACACAGAGUCUCCGGACACGUCCCAUCCCAGCUCCUCAGAGUCGAGCUUCUCCUCCGCAGGAAAACAGAAGCGGUCCAGAGCGGCCUUCACGCACCUUCAAGUGCUUGAACUGGAGAAAAAAUUCAGCCACCAGAAAUACCUAUCAGCCCCAGAGAGGGCCCACCUGGCCAGCACCUUAAGACUGACCGAGACCCAGGUCAAGAUCUGGUUUCAGAACAGGCGGUACAAAACCAAGCGAAAGCAGCAGACUGCAGAGCUCUGCAAGGAUGCAUACAAAGCGGAUGGACUGGGUUUCAGAGAGGAUUUGGUCAGAGCAUCACUAUUAACCUCCUUCUGCAAAGCCUACCAGUACAGACCCUACCUGUGGGACUACAGUGGAGCCUGGGGGCCCAUGUUGUGGUAGAAAAGUCACGACGGAUGAUAAUUAGCCAAUGCUAAGGGACUCAAAGUUUCUUCUCUUUUAAGUAAUACACUUUGAACUGUCUGGAUGUUUCUCUUUUCAUAUAAUAAUGUUGUCCAAAGAAUCAAGCUGUGUGUUGCAUGGACCUGAAUCAAACUGUUUGGCAUUGGUGAUUAUUUCAUUAUAAUAAAUUAUUUUUUUUGCUGAAGCUCAUUUUUCUUGAAAGCUCUUUGCAAAAAAAAAUGUUCUCAGCAAGAACCUUGUGUAAUUCACAAACCUUAUUGAUAACAUCAUAUUCUAUUCUAUUUUCUAAAACACUUGUAUUAGAUACUUAAUAAUAAUUAAGCUGCAAAUUGUGAAUUUCUCUCAAAGGAACCAGUGAAAAUACUACGGUUAGCUAAAAAAAAAAAGAAAUAGCUCUUGUGUGACAACUCUUGAGGAAUUUUGCUGAUUCGUUUAAAUCAUCUACGUGAAGUUAAACUUUGUGCAGUGUGAGAUGUUAUCUGUUGAAAUUGAGGAUUGAGAGCUGAUUCUGGAAAACCCUGAUCAGAGUACCAUGUUUCCUGCAGAUGACAUUGUGCCAGUUGAGAAAAACCACUGGAAAAAAAAAAGAAACGUACACAAGAUCGCUGAGGCAGUCAGAAGAGACAUCAACGCGACUUCUAGAAACAAAAACAUGAACUGACAGAAAACACGCGGUGAGCUGAAGUAUGAAGAUUAGUCUCAGAAAUUAAGGUUGUGUUCGGUUUAAACUGAUGCCACACCCUGUUGUCACACACACCCAGCUGAUAAUGUCGUACUGUGGCAGCACGGUAUGAAGCAUGUCAGUCAUUCUGUGUGUCAGUACUCUGAUGGGCAUGGUAUUCUGCAAAAGAUAGGAAAGUGCACAGAUAAAAUAGUAACAGAACUUUUUUUUUUUUAAUGAUACCUUCUGUGUGCGAU